CAGAAGCGCUUGCUGAUUAAGAAUAUCGCUGUUGCAGUAUCAUUAACGAUUUAAAAUCCUUAAAAAAGUUAUCAUCUUUGUCGUUUCCCUCAGGGAAUGCAGAAAGAUGAGAGGGCCUGGGUUGAGGAACACUGAUGAGAUAGGCACCACCGCCACCAAGUGCCGUAUCGGCGGCCGGAAUUGCCACCGAAAACAGGUCGAAGACGGCUGAACCUCAUGCCGAUCUCCGUUUUCUUGUAAAUAUCCCGUUCAAAUUUUACUGUUUUUGUUUCACGCCCUUUGUAGUGGAUUUUUUUCUUUUGUGUUCCAAAAAAAUGGCUGAACAAGGCAAAGACGGUCACUCGACUUUGCUCCAAGGGAAGUACGAGCUGGGUCGGCUUCUGGGUUACGGAACAUUCGCGAAGGUGUACCACGCCAGGAACUUGCAGACGGGGAAGAGCGUGGCGAUGAAGGUCGUGUCGAAAGAGAAGGUGAUAAAAGUGGGAAUGAUGGAACAGAUCAAGAGAGAAAUCUCAGUGAUGAAAAUGGUUAAGCAUCCCAACAUUGUUGAGCUUUACGAAGUCAUGGCCAGCAAAUCCAGGAUUUACAUCGCCAUGGAGCUCGUUCGAGGCGGGGAGCUCUUCAAUAAAAUCGCUCGAGGUCGGUUGAAAGAAGACGUGGCCAGAGUCUAUUUCCAGCAAUUGAUCUCCGCCGUCGAUUACUGCCACAGCCGUGGCGUUUACCACCGCGACCUCAAGCCUGAGAAUUUGCUUCUGGACGAGCAUGGAAACCUGAAAGUCACAGAUUUCGGUCUCAGCACUUUCUCCGAGCACUUAUGGCAAGAUGGUUUGUUUCACACUACCUGUGGUACUCCGGCGUAUGUCUCUCCGGAGAUAAUCAGUAAAAAAGGUUACGACGGCGCAAAAGCGGAUAUCUGGUCGUGUGGUGUCAUCUUAUACGUCCUCCUCGCCGGGUUCUUACCCUUUCAGGACGACAAUUUGGUUUCAAUGUACAAGAAAAUUUACAGAGGAGACUUCAAAUGCCCGCCGUGGUUUUCAUCCGAAGCUCGAAGACUUAUUACGAAGCUCCUCGACCCGAACCCCAAUACUCGAAUCACGAUUUCAAAAAUCAUGGACUCGUCAUUCUUCAAGAAAUCGAUCCCGAAGAGUAUUAGGACGAAAACAGAGAAGGAGUCUGAUCCGGAUUGCGAUGAUAAUUUCGAGAAAUCAAAGCAGAAUCAGCCAGCAACAAUGAACGCUUUCCAUUUGAUAUCCCUAUCAGAGGGAUUCGACUUGUCGCCACUUUUCUCGGAGAAGAGGGAAGAAAAGGAUGAGAUGAGGUUCGCGACGGCGAGGCCGGCGAGCAGCGUGAUCUCGAGGCUAGAGGAGGUGGCGAGGGCGGAGAGAUUCAACGUGAAGAAGAGCGACACCAUGGUGAGGCUGCAGAGAAAGGAGUGUGGACGGAAAGGGAGGCUGGCAAUUGCGGCAGAGAUAUACGCCGUGACGCCGUCGCUAGUGGUGGUGGAGGUGAAGAAGGAUAACGGCGACACCUUGGAGUACAACCAGUUCUGCAGCAAGGAGCUCCGGCCCGCCCUGAAAGACAUUGCUUGGACAUCACCAACGGAUAGCCGACCCGAAUCGAUUCGUAGCCGAUCGUCGUUUUAAUUUAGUUAAGGUGAUUAUUGUAAUCUUCUGGUUUAGGAGGAUACAAAGCAAUUAGUGGGGAUUGAUGUUCCAUUUUUGUGUGUUUUGCUUUAAUUACUCUUGUUUACUUGUUAUACCCUUGUCCCUUGUGUGAUUGUGUUGUAUGUUUCCAAAGCCCUAUGAAAAUGGGAAGCUAGGGAACAAAAUGAUUCAACGACUUUGUUGUGUUGACUGUUUGAUGGUUCAUCAAGUGAUAGGGUUUUUCA
Messenger RNA from Prosopis cineraria, 1888 nucleotides. Its product is annotated as CBL-interacting serine/threonine-protein kinase 6-like. The coding region runs from base 315 to 1643 and encodes 442 amino acids. The record is from RefSeq and is a predicted model, not a curated record. Gene Ontology annotation, biological process: protein phosphorylation; signal transduction. Gene Ontology annotation, molecular function: ATP binding; protein kinase activity. NCBI's taxonomy places the organism in Eukaryota, Viridiplantae, Streptophyta, Magnoliopsida, Fabales, Fabaceae. The transcript has a single exon.